Messenger RNA from Suillus plorans, 1947 nucleotides. RefSeq lists its product as uncharacterized. NCBI's taxonomy places the organism in Eukaryota, Fungi, Basidiomycota, Agaricomycetes, Boletales, Suillaceae. The transcript is spliced from 5 exons. The record is from RefSeq and is a predicted model, not a curated record. Gene Ontology annotation, molecular function: protein binding. Bases 238 to 1947 code for a protein of 569 amino acids.
CUGUGUCGAAUGGUCCAACGGCAAGCCUUCAGUUGUGUCACCUGAGGUUAUAAAUCCUCACCCGCAUUUCACUCAGCUUUCAAACAAGAAUGCAGCGCCAUCGUUCUGACUGACGGAGAUGAUGCUCUCGCUACAAGCGAUUUUGACAGGGCUAUUGACUUAUACUCGACCGUGAUCGAUCUAAAUUCUCCAUCCGAUGCUGUCUUUGCAAAUCGUAGUAAGGCAAAGUUGGGAAAAAUGAUAUGGGAGGAUGUGCUUCUCGACGCGCAAAAGGUGACCGAACUCAAUCCUUCGUCUCACGUUGGAUACCAUUUGAUACAUGCAGCGUUGCGUGGCGCGCAACGUUACGAUGAAGCCAUCGAAGCCUUCAAAAUCAUGUUGUCGAAGUUAGACUAUUCUCCCGAAGCGCGGAUGCGAGACCUGCGUCAGCAGUAUGUGCAUCCAUAUGAAGCAGAGGACGCUAUUGAAAGAGUUGUUCGGACUGAACUCGAAAAUGUUCCGCUACGUCUACUUAAUACCUCCACGGGUCUUUUGUGCGAUCGAGCGGCACAAAUAAACGCCUUCAAAAUGACUGCGAAGUACAAGGAACUUUUGUCAUUUACAACAAAACAUUCCGACCUCAAGAUGGACCGCAUUAAGGGGUGGGAAGAGAAGGAGGUGCUGCUGCCCGACAUCCAAUAUAAAGAUGUGCGCGAGUUGAAGGGAAUUUGUGGCAUCGCGAAACUGCAGUCGUUCUGCGAAGUCGCUCGUGAUGACAAGAGGAGUAAUACCGAGGUUCAAGAAUCGGUCAACUCCAUGUUCGUCUGGUACCACCAUUCAGCGCUCACCAUCGUCUACCUAUGCGACGUUCCUCCUUCAUCUCAGCUUGGCGCACUGGCGAGGAGUGUUUGGAACGAGCGGGGAUGGACCUUUCAAGAAUUCGUCGCUCCGAAAGUUGUUAUCUUUUAUCGGAAGGAUUGGUCUUUAUAUCUCGACGAUCGCUCUCCUAACCACAAAGAGUCCCCUGCAAUCAUGAAGGAGUUGAAAGAUGCGCGGACCCUGGUGACCUUCCGUCCAGGUAUGAGCGGGGCCCGAGAGAAACUGCAAUGGGCAUCGAAGCGCGUCACCACUGUGCAGGAAGACGUUGCGUACGCAUUAUUUGGCAUCUUUGGCAUCUCCCUACCUGUCAUUUAUGGCGAGAAGAAACAGAACGCGCUCGGGCGGCUCCUGCAGGAGAUCGUGGCUCGAUCGGGCGACAUCACUGUCCUCGAUUGGACUGGAGAACCUUCCGAGUUCAAUAGCUGUCUUCCGGCCCAUAUCACCUCUUACGCCACUCCCCCACGCACCCUUUCACCCUUGUCUGAAGAUGAUAUUCACACGCAAGUCUCUUCGCUGCGACAAACUGUGCAUACAGAUCUAGCCUUGAAAUUGUAUGACCAGCUUGAACAGCUUAGAGCUCCUCGCUUUGCAAACUGCAGACUUCAGCUGCCUUGCAUUUCAUUUCGUGUCACGGAAGUCAAACGGAGGCGCGGUCUAGCCCAGCAGACUCCCAUCACUUAUGAAAUCAAGGCAGAAAGACUUCACGACCUGCUGGUAACCACUGAAGAGGCUUUGUUACGGGCAAAGCUCACUCGGCGGACGUUUUUACUCAUCCGUCCAUGGGAUCGGCAUCUCCUCGGGGUACCUGACUUCGCAGACGACACAGAGAGCAUAGGAGACUUUACCGAGCCCGGGUCACCGAUGGACGACUCUGACGAGUCACUCGGUGGUUCGCUUGUUGAAGAGGAACCUCGCUCACGAGCGUUGCGGCUAAUGGUUCGCCUCGGACAGCCUUUCGACGCAUUUUUACUAGUGCAGCAGCGUGUCGGAGAAUACAAGAGGAUCGCGUCAGACUAUAACAUCAUUGCACAAGUCAAAGACAUUGCAUCGGUUGAUAACAUGGACGUCGGUACGGUAGAAAUACUCUAG